AUGUUGGGCGAUUUCGCCUCUCCCAGCUCUUCACUACUUGUUGAAAAUGAUAAGAUUUUCUCAAGUGGAUCUGCUUCUCGACGGUAAUUUUUUUACUGAGAAAAAUUAUAAAUGGAUUUUUUUUUUCAGUUUGCCAGGUAUCUCAAAAAACGUUUCAAUGUCCCAUACACGUAGUCCAAACAUGAAUGGCUCAUUUUCUCGCCCGACAAUCACUACCACAAUUUUUGAUCAAAUCAUCAAUUGGUUCCGAGCUGAAGUACUGAAUUGAAUAUGAGAGAAUUCUAAUCAUUUUUAUAUUUUCAGUUGUUUAUUAGGACACGCUUAGCUGCUGCAGCUUGUGCGUUUCUGUCUGUUCUCAUUUUUUCUUUUUUUAAAGUUUUGCUCAGUUGUUCUGUUUGGUCACCAUUUGCCUCUGUCAAAGGUAAAUCUGAAUGAGUUGAUAUUUUUCAAAAUUAUUUCUACAGGAGCUAUUUUCUGGUUUAUUUUUCCUCUUCACUGGUUUCCGAUGGCAGCUUUCGGUGCUUUCUCCAUGGCAGUGAUAUACAUCAUGAUAACUCAAUUGUUUGACGGUAAGCUCAAUUAUUAAUAUUUCUUAAGGCUGUAUGUUAUACGAAAUUGCAGUUGACCAGCUUCCGCGACUCUCACCAACAAAUUUGAAGACGAUUUUGGCGAUUGCUCUAGAGUUCGCUCACAAAAUGGUUUUCACAAUCUUUCUGUUGUACACCACGUCCUCUUAUUAUCAAACGAGGUACAAUUUUUCAGUUUUCACAAUUUUCGGUUCUGUUUCUUGCAGAGUUUACUUGACUUCGAUCAGCAUCGGGUGCUUGGUUUCUUCGUGCCUUGUUGUCCUCCGCAAUGACUUUUUGCUCCGUUUCCCGAAUUCCAAAAUUGUAAAGGGUUUUCUAAUCAAAGUCGCUGAAUCAUGAAUUUAAGGAUUCUAUAAGAUCUUUGAUCAGCGCAAUUACGUCAGAAUCUUUUCUGGUUUUCUUGAAAAAUUGCGCGAUCGAGGCCUCGUGUCCUUUCGGAGCGACGGUUGCUCUUCAGAUUGUUUUGGGUAUCUGUUUCAUAAAUACUGACAUUUUUCAUUUCUUCAGGUCUUAUUUUCGUUGGCUUCCGUUCGUUGCUUGUUGUUUUUGAUGCUGUUUUCUUUUUCACCGUGUUUUCAAACCUGUUCUGCCAACAUAUCUAUUACAAACUCAGCAUCAAGAUCACGAAUCAAAUAAUUAUGACCGUAAGUUCUUUUUUUCGAAGAAGUAAGUUUAAGUUUUAUCUAAUAGUGGAGAAGAAUAAUUUAUUUGUUUCGGCUUUGGGCGCUGAAUAUUUAGAGAUCUAUCAAAUAUCGAAAAAUCGAAGCUUUUUCGAAUAUUUUUUUUCCAGCCGAUCCAAUUUUCGCUUCCGCCGCCGUAUGCAGUUCAUUCGCCAACGCCACAACAAACUCGCACUCUGACCAAUGUUCUGGAAACUUCCGACAAGCAGCUCAAGGCUCGUUUUUAUCUUCUCUCCAUUCGGAAUAUCAUCGAGAUUUUCACAGUUGUAUACUUGGGGCGAGCAAGUUUUGAAAUAAAUGUUGUCUACCACAUGAAAGUUUUGGUGAAAAAAAGAAAAAAAUAAAAAAGACGAAACUUCCUGGUCAUGUUGUGCUACAAAAUUUAAAGAGUUAGAACUCCUACCCCAUUUUUUUCGAGGAUAUUUGAUAGCACUCAAGAUCAGAAUCAAAGUAAUACCUUGAAGGUAUUCGCUUUCACGGAUCUACGCGACGUGGCCUGGAACGAUGCCAAGAGACGUCAAGAUGUCUUCUCCCUGAGCCAACCCGGCGGUCAUCCACGAAACUGGAAGGCCAUCUCUGCGGCGUGCACCAACGUCCUCGAGGAGUUCAACUCGAAAAUCGUGGCGGCUUCUGCGCGACUCACCGGCUCUUCCUGGGCCGACCACGACGAAGACGAUCCGUCGGCGCCCAAGGACAUGCUUCUCAUGCCGCAAAAGUCGCGCGACCUCGGUCAGUUGUUGGAAAAAAUAGGAAAAUACAAGGGAAAAUCUUGAAUUUGAUAAAAAAAAAUAUAGUGAAUAUCUUCAGUUUUUGUGAAACUAACCUUCAAAAACAUUUUUUUGGAAAAUUCCCUUUAAAAAUACCAAAAAAGAGCUUUUUUGCUUAUCUUUUCAUCCUGGAAGUCAUUUUAUACCCGCUGAAUCUCGAUAGGUUUCAUUUUUUCAGCGUUCCCCAGACAGAGACAAGCACCCAUUUUCCGACCUCUCACAGCUCCGGCGCCGAAUAAGUGGUCAGGCUUCAGAAUUUUUCAGAUUUUCUAUAUCUAACAUUUUUUGAUAUCUUUUUUAAGUGAUAUCUUAAGUAAGUAUCUUUUUUAAAAAUUUGAGUUAAAAUUAAAAUUUUCCGGAACUUACAUUUAUUUCAUUAUUUUUCUUCCCCUUUUCAUCCCUUUCUCACACAUUUAGUUCUGCAGGUCUCGCAAAAUCGCUCCGAUUGCUCCAGCUCUCGUCGUUUCUAGAUAUGAAGCUCACUUGUGCGCUCUGGCAGCAGAAGGUUUGUGCUGGAUGAUGGCCUCCUUGAGGGAUCACUUGCAGGUUUAUACAUGCUGGUCGUCGACUCUUUGCACGAGGAUCGUUAUGGCGUCGUGCAGAAAGAUCUCAAGGAUUUGGUUUCUUUGCUGUGUCGCGUUUUGCUCAACAUUGAUACAUUUGAACGCGCCAGAGCCGUUAGUUUCUCUCGUUAAGAAACCGAAAAGCCUGAAAUCAGGCAAUUCAUCAUGAAAAUAGUGCUAACAGGCCGAGGGGCUGAUAACGGCUUUUUAAUGGAUAAAUGUUCAAAAUGAAGUCUCUCGACAUCAAAAUAUCAUAAGAGCUUCAAUGAAUUUGUAUUUUUCAUUUUUUUUUUAAAUUCAAAAUAAUUAGUUUUUAUUGCUUUUCAUAUAUGACGUGUGUAGAGAAAAAUGAUUAAAAGUGCAAAGCGGAGCGAAAUUUGUGUAGAUGCUUUUGAGAUGUGGCUUUCACAUUGCAUAGCCGAAAAAUUCCAAUUCUUUAUCCCUACAGUCGACUGUCGACCGUUCUGACCGAGGAGACGUCACUUUUCUGCGGUUGGUUCACACUUCGCUCCUUUCUUCGCUCAAAAGAGUUCAUUCUGCUUUUGGACCCCAUUUGAGGUUAAAUAACCUGUAAUUCAAACAGUGUAAUAAUCAUUUUUAGAUCUCUGAAGCUCUCUGACGACGACAUCCGCACCAUUCGUCUUGUCUGCCAGGCAGAAGAUUUCUGA
This is a messenger RNA of Caenorhabditis auriculariae, 3265 nucleotides long. NCBI's taxonomy places the organism in Eukaryota, Metazoa, Nematoda, Chromadorea, Rhabditida, Rhabditidae. The record is from the annotation of a GenBank genome assembly.